AUGUCCAACAUAACCAUAGACCCAUCCAUCCUCUCAUCAGCAACCAACAAAACAGUCCUAAUAAGCGGCGCAGCCCGCGGCAUAGGCGCCGCAACAGCGAAGCAAUUCAACGCCCACGGCGCCAAUGUCGUUCUAGCAGACCUACCGCAAUUCCGCUCGAUAGCGGAACAAUUCAUUCAACAUGACCUCGCUGAUCCCAGUCGGGCGAACUUUGUGGAAGGCAAUAUCGUUGACUGGGAUGAGCUGAGAAAUUGUUUCAAGAAGACCGUGGAAAUAUUUGGUGGGAUUGAUAUCGUUGUUGCUAACGCGGGGAUUAUGGAGUCGAGAUCGGUCUUCGAUUUCGAGGUUGAUGAGGAUGGAGAGUUGAAGGAGGAUGUUGAAGCGAAGAGAGUUUUUGAUGUUAAUUUGAGGGGGACUUUGAAUACACUCCGACUCGCACUCUACUAUCUAUCUCAAUCUCCCUCGCCGCCAUCAUCCAAAUCGAUCGUCCUGGUAGGAUCAUCAUCGAGUUAUUUUGGCGGAACCGGGGUCGCUGCGUACGUUGCUUCGAAGCACGGUGUUUUAGGACUCCUUCGUGCGGCGCAGGGUAAGGGUCGUGAACUGGGAAUUCGAAUUAAUGGGAUUGCACCGUUUCUUACGCCAACGCAUAUCACGGCGGGUUUUACGGAGAGAUGGCGUGAACGUGGACUCGAGGAGAAUACGCCUGAGCGGGUGGCUGAGGCUAUUGCUUUUGUUGCGUUGGAUGAGGGGAGGAAUGGGGAUUGUUUAUUGGUUGCUGGCAAGUUUCUUCGAGAGCUGGAAUCGUCGCGUGCAAAGCUUAUUCCUACCUGGCUUGGUGAGGAUGUGGCGCAGUUCUUAUCUACUGCAAUGCAGUUCUUUGUUAGUAUUGGUGGGUAUGUACUGCCGAAGAAGUACUGA
This is a messenger RNA of Penicillium waksmanii, 918 nucleotides long. RefSeq lists its product as uncharacterized. Gene Ontology annotation, molecular function: oxidoreductase activity. Bases 1 to 918 code for a protein of 305 amino acids. Lineage: Eukaryota; Fungi; Ascomycota; Eurotiomycetes; Eurotiales; Aspergillaceae. The transcript is spliced from 3 exons. The record is from RefSeq and is a predicted model, not a curated record.